CCAAAAUGGCGACCCAAUGCCUGGCGAUUCUACUGCUAUUAUUGGUUCCCUCGAUACUCUCACAAUCUGUGGAAUUCAACAACUUCUUGAAAACAGCCGAGGUGACUGCUUCAAAGGGUGCACUUGAGCUUGCAAAUCCUCUCAUUGGACAUAGCGGAAAGGUUUAUGCAUGCUCUGGAAAGAGUCUUCUUGUUUUUGAAAGGAAUGGCACGGUUGCAUGGAUUAUUCCUCUCAAUUAUAUGUGCAAUGUUCACAUCACCCCUGUCGAUGAUGAAAGAGGGAAGAUUUAUUUGGUUGCAGAAGACAGGGUUUUGAAAGUCACACCUUCAAAUAUUGCGACAUCUGAAUCUGAGGUUGAUAUAUUAUUUGGUCCAAACUCAACUAUUGGGGGCUCAGGGGAAAUUAUUGGCUUCGCCAUUAGUAUCUCGUACUCAUCUCUAUUUGUCACUAUUAAAAACCGUGGCCUCUUUGCAAUAUUGCUUCGUGGUGAACUUCUUUGGAGCGCUGGUCCUUUGCUUUAUCGUUUUGGCUACCGUCAGGGUUGCAAGAAGAACUUAGAAGAUUGUUAUUUUACUUCAGCUCCUGUAGUUGAUCAGUGUGAGGGAACCCUUUAUGUCUCAAAUACUGAAGGACAGGUCUAUUCAUUGUAUAUUCGCAGCCCUCACUUCAGAUGGAUCCAGGAUUUUAGUUCAUUUGACAAGUCAAUGACACUUGUAUCAGGAAAUAACGGCCUUAUGUACGUCAUUUUUCCAAGGAGGGCCUCAGUGAUGGCAUUAGAAGUUUCUACUGGCAAUGUUGUUUGGCAAAAUGACGUUGGUCCCUUAAGUACUGACCAAAGCUUGCCUGUUGUGGAUAGCAAUGGUUGGAUAUCCAUUGGCUCAUUAGACGGGUUCUUGUACUCAUUCUCACCAACUGGAGAUAUGAAGAAAUUACUCGAGUCAAGUGCCUAUGAUUCUGCAAUCCAAGUCAGCCCGGUCCUGGAUUGCUCAGGAUUUGGGGUGUAUGUAUCUCAAACCCUUAUGGAUUCCAAGACAAGUCAAACUAUUGAUAAUUAUACUUACAUAUCCGCCAUGAAACCAAUAGACAUUGUGUUCACACUCUUGGCUCCAGCAACUGGAACUGUUUAUUGGACCGGAAAGUUCUCUGGUGAAUUAUCAUCUCAGGUGUCCAAGAGCGAUCUUCGCCACUUUGAGUUGAAUGACAGGAUUCUUCUCACGUUUUUUUCUUCAGCAAGGAUUGGCAAUACUCUUCAAUGCUAUUCCACUCGUCAAAAGAUCUCUUGGACCUGCUCACAAGUGAAACCUAAGCCUUUUGAUAUCUACACAGGAAAUGAGAAGGCAAUUCUACUACUGGUAUUCUUCCAACUUGUGAUUGUAGUAUUGCUAGCUUUUUCUGUUCGGUUUUGCUGUAUAUUUUGGAGGAAAAAGAAGCUUCAAGACCAUGGGCUUUUGAGAUUCCUUGAGAAGAGGAGGUUUCUUCACUACAAGAAGAGAACAUUGAGCAGAAUGAUCUCAAAGCUCGAACGAAGGACAACAGAAGACUCCACAGCUAACGAAGCAUUAACACGAAUGAGUGAGAUAGUAAAAACGAAGGAAGGAGUAGAGAGAAAACUAUCAACUUGUUACAGUCUAGGCAGUGAUCGUGUCAUCUCUCAGCGUGGAUCUCUUUUGCCCGUUUAUGAUGGAAAGGGCAAAAGUCAUUCAUUCCAUAGUUCGAGAAAAGAGAGUGUAAUGGUGUUUAACGCAAUUAGUGACAGUUCGAGUUCUGAACGGAGUAAUAGUAGUUAUAGUAGUGAUGAUGAGAGUAGAAGUGAAGAUAUGGGGUCGAAAUUGAAAGGCAAAGAGAUUGUUGAAGAAGGUCCCUCAGAGUUUGAGUCGAGUUCGAGGAUGUUUAUGAAUUCGAUGUCUAUUGAAUGUGAGACCAAAGGAAUGGAAGGGAAGAGGAGGAUGUGGUUGAAGAGGAGGACAUUUUCUUCAACUAACUAGAAUGGGAAAUCUAACUGCCACUUAUAUGUACAUUAUGUUUCUUUGCCAAAAGUACCCUCCAGUGCUUGCAUUGUCUUUUUUAUUGAAUGAUGAAGUUUUA
Molecule: messenger RNA, 2085 nt
Organism: Asparagus officinalis (garden asparagus)
Lineage: Eukaryota; Viridiplantae; Streptophyta; Magnoliopsida; Asparagales; Asparagaceae
Product: protein GAMETE EXPRESSED 3
Exons: 10
Coding region: 6-1985 (659 amino acids)
Biological process (GO): pollen tube guidance; embryo development ending in seed dormancy
Cellular component (GO): plasma membrane
Molecular function (GO): protein binding
Source: RefSeq, a predicted model, not a curated record